AAUAUGACAGUCCAUUGAAAGAAUUUCCAUAUAAAACAACUAACCCCAUUACUUCACCCAACUCACUACUCAUUUCAUUUUCUGCACAUCUUCUUAAAUCCCCUUUAACCCCUCUUUGUUGUUGCACAGCAAUGUUCAAGACAUUGAAGUCAUCUGAGGGAUUUCAAGAUUGAAGUACUUAAAAAUCUUUAGGGAUGAUGGCUGUGAGCUCCGCUUGUAGGGAUGCUAACAAAAUGGCGGUAGAUGCUGGAAAAUAUGUCAGAUAUACUCCUGAGCAGGUUGAAGCCCUUGAGAGGCUCUACCAUGAUUGCCCCAAACCCAGCUCCCUUCGCCGCCAACAGCUUAUUAGGGAAUGUCCUAUUCUCUCCAACAUCGAGCCCAAACAAAUAAAAGUUUGGUUUCAGAAUCGAAGAUGUAGGGAGAAGCAGAGGAAAGAGUCAUCGAGGUUACAGGGAGUGAACCGGAAGUUGACAGCAAUGAACAAGCUGUUAAUGGAGGAGAAUGAUAGGUUGCAAAAGCAAGUGGGUCAGUUGGUUUACGAAAAUAGCUACUUUCGCCAACAUACCCAGAACGCGGCAACACUAGCCACCACCGAUACCAGUUGCGAGUCAGUGGUGACAAGUGGGCAGCAACAAACAACUUCUCAGCGUCCUCCAAAGGAUGCUAGCCCUGCAGGACUUGUGUCUAUUGCAGAGGAAACUUUAACAGAGUUUCUUUCAAAGGCUACUGGAACCGCUAUUGAGUGGAUCCAAAUGCCUGGAAUGAAGCCUGGUCCGGAUUCCAUUGGAAUCAUUGCUAUUUCUCAUGGAUGCACUGGAGUUGCGGCUCGUGCAUGCGGUCUUGUGAGUCUAGAACCCACAAGAGUUGCUGAUAUUCUGAAAGAUCGUCUUUCAUGGUAUCGUGAUUGUCGAGCUGUGGAUGUGAUGAAUGUGAUGUCUACUGGAAAUGGAGGAACAAUCGAACUGCUAUAUAUGCAGCUCUAUGCACUCACAACUUUGGCUCCAGCACGUGAUUUCUGGUUGAUGCGCUACACAUCUCUUCUUGAAGAUGGUAGUGUUGUGAUUUGCGAGAGAUCACUAAACAACACUCAGAAUGGUCCCAGUAUGCCUUCUGUACAGCAUUUUGUGAGAGCAGAAAUCAUGCCUAGUGGUUAUCUAAUUAGACCCUGUGAAGGGGGUGGGUCUAUCAUUCACAUCGUUGAUCAUAUGGACCUAGAGCCGUGGAGGGUACCUGAAGUGUUGCGCCCAUUGUAUGAGUCAUCUACAAUGCUUUCUCAAAGAACAACUAUGGCAGCUUUAAGGCAGUUGAGGCAAAUUUCUCAGGAGAUUUGUCAACCAAAUGUCACCGGCUUUGGAAGGCGUCCAGCAGCCUUACGUGCUCUCAGCCAGAGGCUAAGCAAGGGUUUUAAUGAAGCGGUUAAUGGAUUUAUGGAUGAAGGAUGGUCAAUGAUGGAGAGUGACGGAAUUGAUGAUGUAACUCUUCUAGUGAAUUCAUCUCCUAGUAAAAUGAUGGGUGAAAAUCAAUUCUACAGUAAUGGAUUUCCGGCAGCUGGCACUGCAGUGCUAUGCGCCAGAGCCUCCAUGCUCUUACAGAAUGUCCCUCCUGCAGUGCUACUUCGAUUCUUAAGAGAACAUCGAUCUGAAUGGGCUGAUAGCGGAAUUGAUGCUUACUCAGCAGCUGCUGUCAAAGCUGCUCCUUGCACCAUACCAGUUGCUCGUACUGGAUGUGUUGGGGGUCAGGUCAUUCUUCCUCUAGCACACACAAUAGAAAAUGAAGAGUUUAUGGAGGUUGUUCGGCUAGAAAAUCUUGGACAUUACCGUGAAGACAUGUUUAUGCCAGGAGACAUAUUCAUGCUCCAACUAUGUAGUGGAGUAGAUGAAAAUGCAGUUGGGGCAUGUGCGGAACUCAUAUUUGCUCCAAUAGACGCAUCUUUUUCUGAUGAUGCUCCGCUUCUUCCUUCUGGUUUCCGAAUCAUUCCAAUAGACUCUUCCAAGGAUGUUUCAAGUCCGAAAUGCACCCUUGACCUUACCUCAGCCCUUGAGGUUGGCCAUGCUGGAAACAAAGCACUUGCUGAUAAUAAUGGAUCUAGAAGUGGGAAAUCUGUGAUGACUAUAGCUUUUCAAUUUGCUUUUGAGGUUCAUCUUCAGGAAAGCGUUGCUUCAAUGGCACGACAGUAUGUUAGGAGUAUAAUAUCCUCUGUUCAAAGGGUAGCGUCUGCUCUCUCCCCUUCUCGUUUUGGUUCUCUUAAUGGUUCACCUUUAUCUCCCGGAACUCCCGAAGCACAGACACUUGCUCGUUGGAUUUCUCAAAGCUACAGGUGCUAUCUAGGAGUUGAGUUGCUAAAACCCAGUAACGAGGGAGGAGAAUCCACACUUAAAACUCUUUGGAACCAUUCUGAUGCCAUUUUGUGCUGCUCUUUGAAGGCGUUGCCAGUUUUCACAUUUGCAAAUCAAGCAGGACUCGACAUGCUAGAGACUACCUUUGUUGCAUUACAAGAUAUAACGUUAGAAAAGAUAUUCGAUGAACAAGGCAGGAAAACUCUCUUCAACGAGCUGCCUCAGAUAAUGCAGCAGGGUUUCAUUUGCCUUCAAGGAGGUAUCUGCAUGUCAAGCAUGGGAAGACCAAUUUCAUAUGAACGAGCAGUCGCUUGGAAGGUGUUCAACGAUGCCGAGGAUGCACAGUGCAUGUGCUUUAUGUUUAUCAACUGGUCUUUUGUAUGAAAAUUCAGACCAGGUAGUAGUUUCAGGGAUAAAUCAACAAACAGUCUAGAAAAGUUAGAAUUAUCUUUUUUCUUCUUCUUUUAAUUUUACUUAGGAAUGCAUUAGGGAAGCAAUGAAAAGGGUUCUAUACCUUUGGAAUGGCUGAUUUUGAGCUGUGCCCUAAAUCAUCUAGACUUUUUUUUUUGUUAAAAGAUACUUCCAUACUUUGACCCCCUAAUUUAUUAAAUAUCAUGUUUAUGUUUA
This is a messenger RNA of Spinacia oleracea (spinach), 2963 nucleotides long. RefSeq names its product homeobox-leucine zipper protein ATHB-8. Bases 195 to 2720 code for a protein of 841 amino acids. The transcript has 18 exons. The record is from RefSeq and is a predicted model, not a curated record. NCBI's taxonomy places the organism in Eukaryota, Viridiplantae, Streptophyta, Magnoliopsida, Caryophyllales, Amaranthaceae. Gene Ontology annotation, molecular function: lipid binding; DNA binding; DNA-binding transcription factor activity.